Molecule: messenger RNA, 1164 nt
Organism: Trichoderma gamsii
Lineage: Eukaryota; Fungi; Ascomycota; Sordariomycetes; Hypocreales; Hypocreaceae
Product: CoA-transferase family III
Exons: 2
Coding region: 1-1164 (387 amino acids)
Molecular function (GO): catalytic activity
Source: RefSeq, a predicted model, not a curated record
AUGCAGCGCAUUAAAAGCCUGCCUUUGGACGGUGUUACAGUAGUCUCUCUAGAGCAAGCCAUCGCAGCGCCUUUUUGUACUCGCCAGCUGGCUGACCUGGGAGCUCGCGUCAUCAAAGUUGAGCGUCCUGAAGUUGGCGAUUUCGCCAGGAGCUACGAUACGCGUGUUAAUGGAAUGGCAUCGCACUUUGUAUGGACCAAUCGUUCCAAGGAGAGCCUUGCACUCGACUUGAAAACCCCACGCGACUUGAAGAUUUUGAAGAGAAUCUUGAUCAAGGCAGAUGUCAUGGUGCAGAAUUUGGCACCAGGCGCAACAGAAAGAUUAGGCCUCUCGCAUGAGGAGCUUCAGAAGACGAAUCCAGGCAUUAUUGUAUGCGACAUCUCUGGUUAUGGAUCGCAUGGACCAUAUCGUGACAAGAAAGCCUACGACUUGCUUGUGCAGAGCGAAGCAGGUAUGCUCGCUGUAACAGGCACUGAGGCAGAGCCAAGCAAAACGGGCAUAUCCAUAGCUGAUAUAGCAGCGGGAAUGUACGCCUACUCCAAUAUUCUGGCAGCAUUACUGGAGCGUGGCAAGAGCGGAAAGGGCCGCCGAAUUGACAUUUCAAUGCUAGAGAGUAUGGCUGAAUGGAUGGGCUUUCCCAUGUACUAUGCUUUCAACGGACAACCAGGCCCAAGCCGAGCAGGAGCAUCUCAUGCGACCAUUUAUCCGUACGGGCCCUUUGAAACAGGCGCCGAUGGAGCUUCCGUCAUGAUGGGCGUGCAAAACGAACGAGAAUGGGCCAUCCUAUGCCGAGAUGUACUGGGAGAUGCGAGCUUAGCAACGGAUGAGCGAUUUGCAAACAACACGCUCAGAAGCCGCAAUCGAGCAGAACUAAAGGCGAUCGUUGAGGCGCGGUUCUCUGAGGUCUCCGCAGACGAGGCUAUUGAUAAGUUGGACAAGGCGGGUAUUGCAAAUGCCAGCAUGAAUGAUAUGCAAGGCGUAUGGAAGCAUCCCCAGCUUCGAGCACGGAAGCGUUGGAUCGAGGUAGAAACACCGAGUGGUGCCGUUCCUGGGCUACUGCCCCCUGGAGUAGACAACAUUUCACAGGUCAAUAUUGCAGAGGUUCCAGCUGUAGGACAACACAAUGAGCCGAUAUUUGCUGAAUUUGGCGUCUCCGAUGAAUAG